Molecule: messenger RNA, 1845 nt
Organism: Drosophila hydei
Lineage: Eukaryota; Metazoa; Arthropoda; Insecta; Diptera; Drosophilidae
Gene: sax
Product: activin receptor type-1
Exons: 7
Coding region: 54-1760 (568 amino acids)
Biological process (GO): BMP signaling pathway; cellular response to growth factor stimulus; protein phosphorylation
Cellular component (GO): plasma membrane; BMP receptor complex
Molecular function (GO): transforming growth factor beta receptor activity, type I; ATP binding; SMAD binding
Source: RefSeq, a predicted model, not a curated record
GUAUAUCUGUUGGUGUUGGUUAACGUUGAGCUGUUAGUGUUGGGAAAAAAACAAUGGCUAUGGAGUCAAAUUUAUUUUUGGUUUUUCUGUUGUCAUUUUUUUUAUAUAAAAAUGCAAAAGCGGAAAUUAGUGGACUCUUGUUAGAUGAGCAACAGGAUAUGGAUAUGGAAUUGCCGCCGCACAUUAACGGAAAAGAAUUUCCAGCUAUACCACAAAACUCUUUGUUAACGCAUCCGAGAUUAAAAUGUUUUGCGUGUGAACCACCCUGUCUCGAUCCGAAUCAACACGCCCAUACAUGCCAGAAUGCCAUACAGUGCUGGAAAUCACGUACACGUGAUGCCGUUGGUCAGGAGCUAGUGUCGCGCGGCUGCACCAAAUCCCAAGAUCAGCUGCCGUUGAUUUGUAAUCAGAAUGCUUUGAAUAAGUUCAACGGCCCCUCGAAACGCAAUACAGCAAAGUUCAUAAAUAUCGUUUGCUGUGCAAGCGAUUUUUGCAAUGAUGGCGAAUUCCCCGAGUUGCCACCUUUUGUCCGCGGCGAUGUGGUGAUCACAGCCGACAGCAGCAACAUAAGCAAAAUGGCCGCUGCAAUUUUGGGACCAUUUAUAAUAAUCACACUUAUGGGCGUUGUGGCGGUGUACUUUAUGCGUCGCAGCCAUCGCAAGCGACUUGCGGCAACGCGCAUUAAACAGGAUCCGGAAUCGUAUUUGGUUAACGAUGAAUUGCUGCGCGCCACUAGCGCCGGGGAUAGUACUUUGCGUGAAUAUUUGCAGCAUUCGGUUACUUCCGGUUCCGGUUCAGGACUGCCAUUGCUGGUGCAACGCACGUUGGCCAAACAGGUGACAUUGAUUGAGUGCAUUGGUCGUGGCAAGUACGGUGAGGUGUGGCGCGGCCAUUGGCACGGCGAAAGUAUUGCCGUCAAAAUAUUUUUCAGUCGUGAUGAGGAGUCUUGGAAACGUGAAACCGAAAUCUAUAGCACUGUUUUGCUGCGCCACGAGAAUAUCCUAGGCUUCAUUGGCUCUGACAUGACCUCACGUAACUCCUGCACCCAGCUCUGGCUGAUGACUCACUACUAUCCGCAAGGCUCGCUCUUCGAUCAUCUGAACCGCAAUGCACUUAGUCAUAAUGAUAUGAUUUGGAUUUGCUUGUCGAUUGCAAAUGGACUCGUGCACUUGCACACUGAAAUCUUUGGCACUGAGGGCAAGCCGGCAAUGGCACAUCGUGAUUUGAAAUCGAAGAACAUAUUGGUCACUGCCAAUGGAACUUGUGUUAUAGCUGACUUUGGUCUAGCAGUUACGCACUCGCAUGUCACAGGACAAUUAGAUUUGGGACAUAAUCCAAAAGUGGGCACUAAGCGGUAUAUGGCACCGGAAGUACUGGAUGAGAGCAUUGACAUGGAGUGCUUUGAGGCACUACGUCGCACUGAUAUUUACGCCUUUGGCUUGGUUCUUUGGGAGGUUUGUCGCCGCACUAUUUCGUGUGGUAUUGCUGAGGAGUACAAGGUACCCUUCUAUGAUGUGGUGCCCAUGGAUCCCAGCUUUGAGGAUAUGCGCAAAGUUGUCUGUAUUGACAACUAUAGACCAUCCAUACCUAAUCGCUGGAGCUCAGAUUCUCUUCUGGCUGGUAUGUCCAAGCUAAUGAAGGAAUGCUGGCAUCAGAAUCCGAAUGUUCGUCUGCCAGCAUUGCGCAUUAAAAAGACUAUACAUAAAUUAGCUUCCGUUGAUGAGAAGAUACGUUUAGACUUUGAUGAAGUAUGCGUUUAGUAGUUUGUUUAAUGUUUUAGGAACUUAAGUUUUAUUUUUAAUUAGUCUUAAGCGACAUUAGUUGAGUUCAUUUUGCUAGAAGGCU